AUGUUGGACCCUGGGAGCGACCUUUUGCUCGAUACGACUUUCGCUAUCGUCACAAGGCCCUCCCUCGAAGAACAAGUUGCUCAGAUGAGUGACGGGAAGAGGAAGGAGGCGCUGCUCAAGGCUUUGAAGCGCGAAAAGGAGGAGAUUGAGACUGUUCGCGACAUCAAGACAAUCAAGCGAGAGGGGACGAGAGUGACGACGAUUCCAAGAAUGACCCACGCCGAUGCCAUACGAACCAACACAAGAGAACCAGGCGAGUGUCCUGCACAGAGAUUCUGA
Molecule: messenger RNA, 279 nt
Organism: Podospora bellae-mahoneyi
Lineage: Eukaryota; Fungi; Ascomycota; Sordariomycetes; Sordariales; Podosporaceae
Exons: 3
Coding region: 1-279 (92 amino acids)
Source: RefSeq, a predicted model, not a curated record